Messenger RNA from Porites evermanni, 4533 nucleotides. The record is from the annotation of a GenBank genome assembly. NCBI's taxonomy places the organism in Eukaryota, Metazoa, Cnidaria, Anthozoa, Scleractinia, Poritidae.
AUGUUAAUUUUAACCGAAUACUGUCAGGGCGGAAACUUGAACGACCGCCUCCGUGGAGCGAGCAGCGAUGAGGUCGUAUGCAAGUGGAUUCGUCAAAUGGCAGAAGUUCUUCACUUCCUGCACUCAAGAAAUCUUGUUCACCGCGACUUAAAGCCUGAAAAUGUGCUUCUGACCGAGAAUGAUGAUAUAAAGAUAGGCGAUUUUGGGUUAGCCAGAGAAUUUAUCUCAGUUAAAGAAAUACACCUACAAGGCACGGUGACCACCUACGUCACUUACGCAAGAAACUACAUGAACACGUGUGCCGGUACUCGACAUUGGAUGGCUCCUGAAGUUUUUCCCGGUCCGCAAGGUCAUGGCCACUACAGUGAGAAGGCGGAUGUCUUUUCGCUUGGUAUUCUCUUCUUGGCUAUAUUGGAAAGAGAUUUUAUUGAGUUAAACGGAAAAAGGUAUUAUGGUGCGUUUGGGAAUGUAGCUGAACGCAAAGUCGGCAUCGGGUAUGCAAUGCAUAAACUUGGCCCAGCAGUAGCAGUCAGACUCCAAGCAAGAGGAUCUAACACCGUGCGAAUGAUUGCUCUGGAUGCCCUGAAGUUCGAACCAAAAGAUCGCCCAAGCGCUGCAGAGAUUUGUCAUCGAAUCACCAGUUUCGUUUCCCACAGUCAAUUUUGUCUCUCCAUACCCAGUGAUGUGUACCCUUCUGUGUACCAACCCUUCCACCCAGCCUCCAGUUCUACGUACCAACCCCCCCACCCAGCCUCCGGUACCAUGAACCAACCCUUCCACCCAACCUCCGGUACCAUGUACCAAACCCCCCACCCAGCCUCCAGUUUUAUGUACCAACCUCCCCAUCCAGCCUCCAGUUUUAUGUACCAACCCCCCCACCCAGCCUCCAAUUUUAUGAAUCAACCCCCCCCACCCAGCCUCCGGUACCAUGAACCAACCCUUGACUCAACCUCCGGUACCAUGUACCAAACCCCCCACCCAGCCUCCGGUACCAUGUACCAACCUCCCCAUCCAGCCUCCAGUUUUUGUACCAACACCCCCACCCAGCCUCCAGUUUUAUGUACCAGCCUCCCCACCCAGCCUCCAAUUUUAUGAAUCAACCCCCCUUCAACAAGCCUCCAGUACCUUCACACGAUACUUUAAUUAAUAGCUCAUCUUAUGAAUUCUUCUGAGUUAUUUAAUUAACUGUCAAUUAGUUUUAUUUAUCUCGCAAUGCUUUGAAUUAAGAAACAAAUUAAUAUCAAUGAAUGAAUGAGAUCUGUAAUGUUUUGAAAUGUUUUAAAUUAAUUAGUUGAAUUAGCAUUAAGUUUAGACUAGUAGCUUUUGCAAUAUUGUAAUACCUUUAUGGUCAUGCAAAUAGAGCUUUUGCUGUUGUUGAUGUACCAGCCCUCCCACUCAGCCUCCAGUUCUAUGUACCAACCCUCCCACCCACUCUAGCUUCUGUAGUGUGUACGAAAGCCCCUACCUCAUCCCUGGCAUUUUGCACUCAAGCCUUACACAAUUCCUAUUUCCCAAGACCCUAGUAGUAUGGGCAUCCCCUAGCUGUAACUUUAACCCUAACCCAAAUCGCUAAGGUAAUAUAAGAAGGGAUGCCCAUAUCACUAGGGUUUUGGAAUAGGGGUGCCCAUAUCACUGUAACACGGGCCCGUUCUCGUUUCCAGUUCUAAGUUUUGGCAACACCCUAAAAAGCUGCUAUAUUACGAUAGUGAACUAUAGUGCUGUGGGACGGUUUGCAUACAUCAUUCAUCAUGUUGAUGAAUUCAAAUACUGAACUUAAUAAUUCUCAACUUUGACAAUGAUACUUUAGAAAUAUUUUUUGCCAUGUUUUAUACACUGCUUCUAAUUCCUUGUAAAGCAGGUUUAUUGUUUCUUUUACUCUAGUAUUUUUUGAAAUAGUAGAAGUAAAAGUGCAAGCGAAAGAAAAGGGAAAUUGUGUCCUUGCGAUUUGGCGCUUGCUGAUGCUUGCAUCUUGACCGUGUUCGAGGUAAAUAAAACCAAGGUGUUUAUCCCUGGGCUUGUGUUUUUGCUUGUUUGCGUCGCUAGUGAGAAAUAAUUUUAUAACAAUCAGUUAUGCCCAAUUUGAAAACAGUUGUUUAGAAGUAAGUUGGACAAAAUAAAACAAAAUUUUGGUAGGUGAUAGUAUCAAUGUCCCAGGGAAAUGUUGCCUUCUUAAAACGUUGUCACUGUUAAAAUAUGAGUUCCAUGGAAACGAUGACCCAGAAAAAUUUGAAGGGGGCAAGGUUUCCAUUAACAUUGGGAAAAGUCAGCACAUGGUACUUGUCUGGGGGACUACUGUGUACUAUUUUGUAGUACGGGUGAUUUUACUUGAACUGUGAAAUGGGUAGAAGAAUUCUACGCACUAUUAUGCACUAAUUCUGUUAUCUUCUUUUGUUUACCUCUCGCUAUAUUGCACUAUAAUUUGUUAGUAUCUGUUCCACGGUUCAAGUAAAACCAUGAUUCUAAUGAGUGGAAUAAAUGUUUGUUUGUAUACCUUAUUUUAGGCCAGGUCUUAUAUUUGGGAAUUUCCUCAUAAAUAAGACAGUAACUUACACUCUACGUACAGUUUGAAAAUAAAUCUGGCCACUAUACUAUUCACUAGAACAAAAUUCAACAAAGGGAAAGAAGUUAGAGCUGAAACCUUUACGAAAAAAAAAGGAAACUUAAGGUAAAACAAACCGAAUAUGAAAACAAGCAAAAUACAGAAAAAAAUAUGCUUACAAGAUCUGUACAUAUGGAAGAAAAAGAAGACGUUAAAUACUACAACUGAACUAGCAACAAUAGACCUAAUCGACUUACGAAAAUUUAAUAAUGAUUACGUAACGCGUUGCCAAGAAUAGAGGUAUAGAAAGAUACACAUGCUGAAAUAGCCAACAAAAAAACUAAACCGAAUCCGAUAACAAAAGUGCUUAAGUUAAACAAACUACACACAGCAUCAACUGUACGGGACACGCCCACAAAUUAAAAACAGGGAAUAUUCAGAUUCCACAUUGGGUGCGGCCAGCAUGGAUAUUUCCAAAGGGGUUAACCCAUGGUUUUUAAUUGUGGAACGUCGAAAACAAGCCGGAUUUUGAAAUUAAGUACAACCAUCAAGGAUAUUUGAAAAGUGGUUAACCCACGGAAUUUGUUUUACGGGUGUAACUUAUGAUCAGAGUGUGACUUUUGGUGACGUUAAGUGUUAAAAACGUCGAAAAUAUAAUUUACCAAGAUAUCGAUAUUGGGUGGGCCAUCUUGAGAAUUCAACAAAGAGGUUAAUUUAUGACAGAAACAUUUUCUUCUGCCUUCUGCCUAUGGGGAAAACUUUUAAUUUUUUUUUUGUGAGUGUGUAUGACCAACUAAAAUAGAUUUUAAAAUGACAUCUGGUAGUUUGUAUAGGGCAAUAAAGACCUUAUACAGAUCUCCCGGUCAUAUUUCAUCUUAUGCCGAGUGGAAUUUCGAUAUGUAACGAACCUAUAUAUAACGAAGUCCUCGGUAUAAACGAACAAUAUUGUCCGCCUCAGUAAUAGUGAAAUAUGUGAAAAAGAACCUCGAUACAACGAAGUCUCGUUAAAACGAGCAUAUUUUGCAAGUCCCUUGGCCUUUAGUUAUAUCGACGUUCUACUGUGCCUAAAAUUGAUGUGAAUGUUAUAAAGUGGAAUCCGGAAAACAGCUGAACUCCUGUUAGCUCCUGUUGGACAACGGUAUCAGCCUUCUUUGUGAGCGUAAUUUGAGAUCGUUAACAACUCCUGAACAAAUUAAAGAAUAUUUGGGUAUGAUUUUAGCCCUGCUUAGGUGAAAAUCCAUAAAUAACAAUGACCAAGACCAGCUUUUAUGAGUCCGUGAGAUUGAUCAUGAACCCCCCAACCAAACCCUUGUUUUCACUAAAACCGCUGGACGCCAGCCUGUUUGAGGUCAUUGUUAUCUCAGUUAUCUAAGGUCUUCCUAGCCUCCCCGCAGACGUCCUUUGGGGUUCGUUUGUCACGCAUUCAUUUCUCCCCCACGGAGAAAUGAAUGCGUGACAACGAACCCCAAAGGACGUCUGCGGGGAGGCUAAGGUCUUCCUGCUUAGGUAGCCAAAUACGAUCCGGAGGAAUAACUAAUUUAUUCACAAAAAAGGCCACGUAUUCGUGGCUUUAACAAAUCUUAUAAAAAAACUUAUGCUAUAAGGGGGUUAGUCUGUUCCUACAUCAACAUCAUCGGACAUUCAUUGUCUUCUUUUGUUAGCAGACUUCAUUACGUAAGGCCCGAGGGCACUGAAUUCAUUCCGAUAUAAAUAAUUACACUAUGGGAGUUAAAUUUGCAUUGAGUCAAUAUAAGUGUCUUGGACUGUACGCUUGAAGCAAACUACAGAAUUACGUCACUUGUUUAUGACUUCGGUAAAGGCUAUUCACAAGCAAGGAUGAAGUUCUUGGCACUAGUAUAUAAACCAUAGACGACCGAUCAACAUUUGGUUUACUUGGAAACGCAGUGAAGUGCUAAGUGGGCUUUGUAUUACUUUUAGAUAGGCCGCAAUCACAUCUCGUUUACACGCCGAUCGAACAUUUGAAUUCGUACUAG